AUGGCGCCCACCAUACACUCUGCCAAACUGACAGUGUCUUGUCCGCUGUUUGCUGCUGACUUUGAUCCCAGAGACAAUGGUCGACUCUUAGUUGGCGGCGGAGGCGGCGAGGGCCGCAGUGGUGUCGGAAACAAGAUCUCCCUGAUUGAUACAUCGCGUCGAGACGAGAUUACAGAGGCCUUGGAGCUCAAGCUAUCGCGUGAUGAGGACUCGGUGACAUCGCUGGUUGCUGCGCCAGUCGGAAGUGGAGAGGCUGGCUCGCUGGUCACUUUCGCCGGAGUCAACAGCUCGGUCGAGGAACAAAAAAAGAACAACAACCAGCACUUGCGCGCAUAUAAAUUUGAGACACCGCCGAAGGAGAACGAGGCCAAGAAAUCCGAUGAGAAGGUUUCCGGGAAGGCCACUGCUCUGUCGCAAGCAUCACUCUUCAGAACCAAGAAUGGGCCGGGGUCUUCGGACACAUAUCAACGAGUUACGAGGCUGUCGCCAUGGCCCAAACAGCGUGGCAACGAUGGCCAAACCAGAAUUGGAGGAAUCACAACUGGUUUGGCGGCAUCUGGGGAGAUCGUCUUGUUCAAUGUCACAGAAACUCCAAGCGAUAAGGAUGUCAUUGGUCGUAUUCAACUAGGUGACAACGAGGAGGCCGAGGAUUUGGACUUUGUCAGCCUUGAGAACGGGUCAGAAAAGAGUGAUGGUGCGGAUGGCCGAUUUUUGUUGGCAUAUACUAAUGGCCCCGAUGUUAUGGUCGGCGAGGUUAACUCCUCCAGCCGCUCUAACGCGUCUCCUGAUAUUCGCUCUGUAUAUUCCAUUCCCCUGCCAUCCAAUGGGGCCCGCAACGCUCGCCCUAAGUUCCGCGCUCUGCGGUUCCUUUCACCCAGCACUCUACUGCUACUACAGAACGCACCCAACCGCAGUGGUAGCGAACUCGUGCUCCUGCAGCUUCCAAGUGCAACUCAGAGCAAAGCUCAGAUCCUCAGACGCCGCAAACUGCCCCGAACUUUCAAGAUCGGCCUUGGUCUCGAUAUCUGUCAACUGGGAACAAAUCCACAAGGCCAGCAACAAACCGUCAUCGCAGUCAGCGGCAGCGACAACUCAAUCCCCCUCUUUACCUUGGAGUAUGGUCCGAAGCGCGGCUACAGCAACUUCCGCUCAUACACCACAAUUCGCGAUGUGCAUCCGUUCUCCAUGACUAGACUCGCUUUCUCGACCUUCAUUGCACCCCCACACCCCGUCACCCCAGAAGUCGGUCCGCAGAGCAUCAAGCUCGCCUCAGUGAGCAUGGGCAACACAAUUGUCGUACAUACCUUCCCACUCUCUCCAUUCCCGACUUCCUCUCGCACCCCGCGUUACGUCCUCGCCGUCCCCGGUCCAGCAGAGGUGUGGGAGCUGGUCUACAGCAUUGCCAUUCUCCUAGUGUCCAUUUUCGUCAUCUGUCUAUCCAUGCUAGCCUUUGCCGAGAUCCGCGGCGGGACGCCCCCGUUCCUCGGGGCUACAGAGUGGCUCCCCGCCUCCGUUCGUCACACCAUUGCCCGGGAAUACGUCGUUCCCCCGCGUGAAAAGCUAACCUACUUCGAUACUCUGCUUGCACCUCGCGAUGUCCCCGUUGCACAGGCCAUCCCCGACGGGGCGAUUGAGUCCUUGCGGGAGAUCCUCGACCGCGUGCACCGUACCGGCGCUGCACCUGCUGAUCUCGCUACUCCCGAGCCGCAGUCCGUCUCUGUGAUUGUGCGUUGUGGUGAGGGUCACACAGCCGAGGAAAGUGUCAUUAUCGAGACUGCCCAGUCUGCUCAUCACGACGAGCAACCCGAGGAGCAGAAGUUGCAGGCCUGGAAGGAUCUCUCUGCCCCUGAACAGGCUACCUGGAAACAGAAGCUUGAGGAUGCCGGCCGUUGGACUGCCGCGGAGGGUGAAAGUGUCCUUUUGGGUGUACUAUUUAGUGAGGUUUGCGGUGACUUGGGGAGGGCUGUCCAGGCAGAGCUGCCAUGA
Penicillium olsonii is the source of this 1986-nucleotide messenger RNA. The record is from the annotation of a GenBank genome assembly. Lineage: Eukaryota; Fungi; Ascomycota; Eurotiomycetes; Eurotiales; Aspergillaceae.